Messenger RNA from Choloepus didactylus (southern two-toed sloth), 4026 nucleotides. RefSeq names its product Kruppel like factor 11 (gene KLF11). The record is from RefSeq and is a predicted model, not a curated record. Gene Ontology annotation, molecular function: RNA polymerase II cis-regulatory region sequence-specific DNA binding; DNA-binding transcription factor activity, RNA polymerase II-specific. Lineage: Eukaryota; Metazoa; Chordata; Mammalia; Pilosa; Megalonychidae. The transcript is spliced from 4 exons. Gene Ontology annotation, biological process: regulation of transcription by RNA polymerase II. The coding region runs from base 172 to 1641 and encodes 489 amino acids.
CCCUCGGCCCGCAGCCCCGCCCCGCCCCGGGCUUGGCGGGCUGCGCCGGGCCAGGUCCUCGCGCGCUGGCGGCGGGAAUUGGCCGCCGCCCGUGGGGAGAGGCCGGGGCGCCUCCGCCCUGCGCCAGGUCCCCGCCCCGCGGCUGCUUUGUGCACCGGGACCGCCGGCACCAUGCACGCGCCGGGCGCCGCGGGCUCUGUUGACAUCGUGGACAUAUGUGAAUCGAUCCUGGAGAGGAAGCGGCACGACAGCGAAAGGUCGACCUGUAGCAUCUUGGAGCAGACAGACAUCGAAGCAGUGGAGGCUCUCGUGUGCAUGAGCUCCUGGGGACAGAGAUCCCGGAAAGCUGAUCUGUUAAGGAUAAGGCCCCUCACGCCUGUCUCUGACUCCGGGGAUGUCAGCAGCACCGUGCACGUGGACGCAGCCACACCCGAGCUACCAAAGGACUUCCAUUCUUUAUCGACCCUGUGCAUGACUCCUCCUCAGAGCCCCGAUCUUGUGGAACCUUCAACAGGAACACCUGUUGCUUCCCAGGUGCCUGAUUCCAAAGCACCCUUGGCCCCGGCCGUCCCACCACCCGCUGCCAUGGCCACCGAAGCGCUGAGCCGGGAGGCCGAGAUGUCCGGAGCCGUGCUGAUGAGUGUGAUCUGCCACACAGCGGGCCGUCCCCCUGUCCACAUUCCCGCAGCCCAGCCUCGCAGCGAGAGAGACGGCGAAGCACAGUUUCUGGGACGCUUUGAAGCUGUUCAGGACACCCCCCUUGCGGACAGUUUAUUCGGCACUAACUCGGUGUCCUGGCAGCCUCGCGUGCACGGCUCCGGUGGCCUCAUCCCUGCUGAGAAAGGCCAGCAGGCAGGGUGGCCCAUGGCAGUGCAGACCUGCUCACCAAAGAAUUAUGAAAACGACUUGCCAAGGAAAGCUGCUGCUCUGAUUUCUGUCCCUGUCCCGAGUCCCCCUCUCCUUUGCCAAAUGAUCCAUGUGACUGGACCAAGUGGCAUGGUAACAGCCUUUUUGAAGUCCCCUCCUCCAGCAGCUGCAGGGACGGUCAAACCCAUCUUACUCCAGGCAGCCCCCGUGCCCCAGCCUGUGCUCGUGGGCCCGUCUGUGCCUCAGGGAACAGUGAUGCUGGUUCUCCCACAGCCAGCCCUCCCGCAGCCUGCCACCUGCGCGCCCAGCGUCAUGGCCGUGGGGAGCACCAAGUUACUGCCCCUCGCCCCUGCUCCCGUCUUCAUCACCUCCAGCCAAAACUGCACCCCUCAGGUAGACUUUUCCCGAAGGAGGAACUAUGUUUGCAACUUCCCAGGCUGCCGGAAAACCUAUUUCAAAAGCUCACAUCUCAAGGCUCACCUGCGCACGCACACAGGGGAGAAGCCCUUCAGCUGCAGCUGGGACGGCUGUGAUAAGAAAUUUGCUCGUUCAGACGAACUCUCUCGACACCGCAGAACCCACACGGGGGAGAAGAAGUUCGUGUGCCCAGCGUGUGAGCGGCGCUUCAUGCGCAGCGACCACCUGACAAAGCACGCACGGCGCCACAUUGCCGCCAGGAAGCCCCCAGGCUGGCAGGCCGAGGCCGGCGCGCUGGACGGGGUCGCCGCGGUGGAGAGACCCGGGAGCCCGCGGGCAGUGCCGGCCUCCGCCUGAGAGCACAGCCCGGGCGUCCCCGCGGGGACCUGUGAGAAGCCUGUGCUCAGAAAUGGAAACAACACAGGAGAUAGCUGAUGGCUUCCUCUCCAAAUACUCGGGGGUUGAGGGUAAGCAGGGAGCUGGCUCUGAUGAAAGUGUGUUAGCUUUUCCUUUUGGUUGGGACCCUGCUCAAUAUCUUUUGUAAUUUCAGAAUUUUCUUUAAGGAAAUGGAAAGAAAAAUGGAUAAGCUAAGUCACCAGCAUCCAAACAAACAUAUUGGCAAUAAAGUUUACAAAAUCUGGGGUUUUGCAACCUUUCUAUUUGUGUUUUGUAGAAAUGAGACAGGGUACUAAUUUUUAUACCAUUUUCUAAAAAAUAUUUAUAUCGUUGGUGCUCAGAUCACCAAUUUCUAGAUAGAUUUUACAACCUGCUUUUCAGUGUUUAAUAACAAAGAUUAUUUAUAAUGACCCUACUUUAUUAGACUUGGUGCAGUUUCCAGCCAAAAAAUAAAUCACAGGUUUAUAAUCUGGCCUUUUAGAUCGAAGAAUAUUUUAGAAUCAGAACUGGUUAAAUAAGGGCCUCUUAAAGAAAAGGGAAAAGUAAGCUUUGAAGUUAGCUUCUUUGUACCAGUUUCAAGGGAAAUUCCAAGCAACCAUUCCUUCCAGGCUAUAGCCCAGGAAACUAAGGUUUUGAUUAAUUGGGAUCAGUCACCUGUGUUCAGGGGGUGACUUGUGAAGGAUUUACCCCAGAAGACAACCUAAAGUACUCAGUAGAUGCCUGGGAAGUAGGGGGCUGCUGUAGGAUUUGAGUGUCUGUGUUUAGCAUUUGUCUUUUGGUUUGUAUCUAAAACACCAAAAGGAUAAUACAAACAUUCUAGCAACCGGCUGCUUUGUAAAUUGUAAAUUAACUUCUUUUAAUGUGGCCUUAUCCAGGGUAUAUUGUGGGUAGAAUUUCUUAGAGUAAAAGGGAUUGUCCUUAUUGGUUGAAUGAACUUUUCACCAAAGUACAGCUCACCUGAAGUAAAGUGCAUGUGCAGAUUGUCCCGCCUCAGUGCUCUAAUUUCUUUAUUUAUUGAAUAUUAAAAGCUAUAGGAAAUGCAGGUUAGGCUAAAUGGCAGCAAUAGUACUCAGCUGCCCUCUCAUUCGUUUUGUUAAGAGGAGACUGUUUUGCCCAAACAGAAAAUUACUUGGAAUGGGGUAAGAGUGAGAAGUUUUUUGCAUUCUGUCUAGAAAAUAGAUGGUGGCACCAUGUUUAAGCUGUGUGAGUCCACGUCCCAGAUACAGAAGAGACUUUCCUCCUGCAUCCUGUAAGCCACCCAAGUUGUUUUUUUCUGGUAAACAUUGUUGGAAAUUUAGGCAACAGAAUAAAUAUAAGGAACAUAUGGAAUGUUGCACUACUUUGUGGGCCUGGAAAUUCUGCUUUAUUGUGCAGUGUGUAUUUAGAUUUUGUCUUUACCUUUUAGUUAUUGACAUUUAUCUUUAAAAUGAUGGUAAGGUGUGAAAUAUUGAAUAAUUAAAAUGUAAUUAAGUUUUUGUUCAGGUCUUUUUCAUCUUUGCUACAACCCCUCACCGGGUCAUUCAUCGUGUGCUCCUCGAUAGGUUGAGCUUUGUUAUCAAAUGCUAUUUGACGUCUGUAUGUAAGUGCUAUCUGUAUUUUUAUGAGAGUUUCACAUUUUUGGAUGCUUUGAUUAUUUUUACAUUUCCUGAGACACAAUUGCAAGAGAACCAUAAUUAAAUGUAUAUAAUAUCUCAUGGUUUUCUCUAUGAACCCAAUUCCUUUCUCCCGCUUAUAUAUUAAAUCAGCAUAAACAUUUUUGACGCUAUGCCAUAAAUGGUAUCAAAUUGGGAUUUUUUUUUUUAAUUAUGAUCUACAAAAUAAUUUUGGUCCUAUGCAUGCUCUGGUGGGUAAUACAGAGCCUUUGAGUAUUUGGUUGAUUCUCACAUUGAAUUUCAUUCUCAGAGCAGUGUUGGCUCUAAAGAAUAGAUGUUUUAAAAAUGGUUUUAAUUUGCACUUCCAUUUCCAUUUUCACAAAUAACUUAUAUAAACACCUUUUCUCUGUUCAUUGAAAGACUGUAACCGUGAAACCAUUCCCAUCUGGAAAAGCAGUCGCCCCGAGAACCAGACCCCUUGCUGCUGUCUGUGGCCCCCACACCCGUGUCCCUGGCCUUGGGGGCAGCCGACGAGGCAGGGUCCCCCGUGCACUUUAUAUUGCCUGAGCAAUUUUGCUUGAUCCUUUUUUGACUUGGAGCAUUUUAAGUAAUUUCAGUAAUAAAAUUUAAAGUGUUUCAUAAUUAUGUUCUAUGUAAAAGUCUUUGAUUUAUUUAAAUGAGUAUGUGUAAUGUAACUUCUUCCUUUGAAUCACAUAAAACCUUUGUUGAUUUGCAAGCUGUACUUGUGUCCCGU